AACUGCUAUCCACAAAAUUAAGGCUCCUCUCUCUCUCUCUCUCUCUGUUAUUAUUAGUUGGCUUCCCGCUUAAUUAAAGAGUAGUGUUCUUUUCUUGAUAAAAGGGUCUUUCUUUUUCAUAGUCAAAACCAUCACACACAUGAGCGGAAUAGUGUUUCAUCAGCUAUCUCACCAUUCCAAUCUAACUGAUACUCUACCCAGAAACAGUGCCCAAUUUUCAAUUUCUUAUUCUAAAUUUCACUCUAGUACGUUUAGAUUUCUUCCUUAUGCUUCCUCUUCUUCUUCUGCAUCUGUCAGCAGCGCUGAGCAGUGGUUGGACCCAAAAACACCGCCACAGCAACGAAAGAAGAGAAUAGCUGGCAUUGAUCAAGAUGAACUAUUGGACCCUCAACAUUUAGCAGAUCCAGACAGCUGCUUUUGUGAGUUUAAAGGAGUACACUUGCACCACAAGCUCUACUCUGCAGAUGAAUCACAACCCCAUACUCACUCUACUUCUCUCAAGAUUGCCCUUCCUAUUAUCUUAUUACAUGGCUUUGGAGCUUCUGUUUUCUCUUGGAGCCGAGUUAUGAAGCGCCUUGCGGAGGUUGCAGCUUCCAAAGUUCUUGCAUUUGACAGACCUGCCUUUGGAUUAACAUCCAGGCUUCAUUCAUCCUCUGCUACAACCACAUUGAACCCAUACUCCAUGGCUUUCUCCGUGCUUGCUACCUUGUAUUUCAUUGAUUUCUUGGCAUCUGAUAAGGCUAUUCUAAUCGGGCACUCUGCUGGUUCUCUUGUGGCUGUCAAUUCAUAUUUUGAGGCUCCAGAAAGAAUUGCAGCUCUAAUUCUUGUUGCCCCAGCAAUAAUUGCUCUGAGCUCUGGAAGAAAUGAAACAGGACGGGAUACCCAGGAUAAACGAAAAGGAUCAAAUUCAAAUAUGUUCAGUAAUCAAUUUAUCAAGCUUUUGGAGAUUGUAUCAAAGUUUACAGCAAAAGUCACUCAGGCAAUAAUGCAAAUGGUUAAGGGAAUGACAGAUAUGCUCAAAUCUUUGUAUAAGAAAGUGCUGUCAACUAUUUUGUGCUCUGCCCUUGGUGUAAUGCUGAUAAGGAUGUUAAUUGAUAAAUUUGGUAUAGCGGCAGUAAAAAUUGCUUGGUACGAUUCAAAUCAAGUCACAGAACAUGUUCUGGACGGUUACACAAAGCCUCUGAGAGCUAAGGGCUGGGACAAGGCUCUUGCAGAAUUUACUGCAGCAACACUUGCAAGUUCUGUCUCUGAUUCAAAGCCACCACUUUCAAGAAGACUUCAUGAAAUCUCAUGUCCUGUUCUGAUCAUCACCGGUGACAAUGAUCGAAUUGUUCCAGCUUGGAAUGCUACGAGACUUUCAGAAGCAAUACCUGGAUCUUGCCUCAAAGUAAUUAAGCAUUGUGGCCAUUUGCCCCAUGAAGAGAAAGUUGAAGAGUUUGUUUCAGCUGUCGAGAAGUUUCUGCAAAAAGCUUUUGCUGAUUCAAAGGGACCGUCAAAGGAGCCAUCUGUUCCAGCAACCAGUUAAAAUUUGUGCUAGAACCAUAUAUCCGUUCCUACUAAAAUUUAAAAGCUUAUAACGAAGCAGCAAAAAAGAAACCAAAUAUAUGUGAAAGGUGUCAUUCUAAAGGUCAUUGUUUCCAUCGAGAUUAUGAAAUUUGUACAAUCUGAUACUCAAACCAGGUAACUAAACAAUGAGGUGAAUGUAAUAUUUGCAUGGCCAUCCAACUGUAUACUUGAUUAUUGUGGUUAUACAGUGGUUGUAUAAUAAUUGUGAAGAUGCUGAAGUUCUUCUCA
Molecule: messenger RNA, 1794 nt
Organism: Ricinus communis (castor bean)
Lineage: Eukaryota; Viridiplantae; Streptophyta; Magnoliopsida; Malpighiales; Euphorbiaceae
Product: 2-hydroxy-6-oxononadienedioate/2-hydroxy-6-oxononatrienedioate hydrolase
Exons: 6
Coding region: 140-1525 (461 amino acids)
Cellular component (GO): chloroplast envelope
Molecular function (GO): catalytic activity
Source: RefSeq, a predicted model, not a curated record